Molecule: messenger RNA, 806 nt
Organism: Cucurbita maxima (winter squash)
Lineage: Eukaryota; Viridiplantae; Streptophyta; Magnoliopsida; Cucurbitales; Cucurbitaceae
Exons: 5
Coding region: 117-422 (101 amino acids)
Source: RefSeq, a predicted model, not a curated record
CCCUCCUCUGCCCUACUUGUUCAAAUUUUCUUCCAUUUCUGCUUCUGUGACGAUUUUUGCCACAUUUUUGCGUUUUUCUUUCGAUUCAUAGUCUCUUUGGAGUGAUUGUUUGUCCGAUGAUUGUUUCUGAAAUGUGGCAAACCUUGGAUAUAAUUACAGAUAACAGUUCUUCAAGGCAAUGGUUGUUCAUUAUGGAGAAAAUGGAAAUCAAUGGUAUAAUUCCUAAUUUGAAAGGAAAUGGAAACCAUUCUUCAGAUGAUUCAAAUGUUAAGUCUAACGAGAUGCCGACAUUCGUCAACCACGCGGAGAUAGCUUGGCAUGAACGCAGGCGGGAAUGGGUGGGCGACUGUUCGGGAAAUAUGCAACAAGUACCAAUGGAACCAAUCUUGAGAGCCUUUUCAGCAGCCGAUUCCUUUAGCUGAAAUGGUGGACUUCUUGGUUGAUAUCUGGCAUUAAGAUGACCUCUAUGAUUAGGCUUUCUCAUUCAAUCUAUCAGAAAUGCAUUGUUCUUCUUUCUUUGCCCCUCUUUUCAAGGCUUUCUAUUCAUUUUUUGGUAUAACCAUUGAACAAAUUUGAUGAUCAGAAUAGAUGGUUCUCUUGUACUCUACUCUGAUUUGUAAUUAACUGAGAGAAGAUGACGACUUUUUUUUGUUUUUUGUCGUCGUCGUCUUCCUGGGUAAUCUGCAUACCGAGUUUUUUACUUUAACUAGCAAGUCGUGUUUAGAAAGAUCGACUAAGAUAUUAGAAAGUUUUUUGGUUAUGUAUUCAAAUCUUAUUCAUUAGUAAUGAACAAAAUUUGUCACAUA